Molecule: messenger RNA, 3007 nt
Organism: Pseudogymnoascus destructans
Lineage: Eukaryota; Fungi; Ascomycota; Leotiomycetes; Thelebolales; Thelebolaceae
Exons: 4
Coding region: 1139-2095 (318 amino acids)
Source: RefSeq, a predicted model, not a curated record
UUGAGGAGGAGAUUUCUAAGUUUGCUCUUGAGUUUGAUAGCAAACUGAGUGCAACGAAUGUCAGUAUGACAAGAAGGGUGAUAGGCUACACUUGAACGAGUCUUGCCUACAAUGGAUUACCUCUUAGAUCGCCUUAAGUAGCAGAAGAUCAAGUACAUUGGUAAUGCAUUUAUGAUGCUAAUGAUCAACUUAGGUUAGGCCAAAUUGAAUCAAUAUUAUACCCUAACAGAGAGAUCAGCUGUGUAUACCGCUACAAUGGUAUUAAUACCAUUACAAAAGUAGACCUAUUUUGAUGCCCAUUAGCCACUUGAAUGGGUUAUAGCAGCAAAAGAGUCAGUGUAAGAUCUUUAGAAGAGCCAAUACAAAGCGGCAGAGCUUCUAGUUCUUACUACCAUUAAACAAGCAACGAAACCUAAGACUGGCCUUCAGAAGUGGAGAGAACUGAAGCAACAACAGGCAUCUACCAUAGACGAAUACAUUCGAUAUUGUGACGCUGCCUACACACCUAUUGUAGACCUAAGAGCAUGGUGGUUAGAGCAAAAGACAACCUACCCUGCACUCGCGGUUAUGGCAUUAGAUAUUCUGUCAAUACCAGCAAUGGAGGCUGAACCAGAGCGCCCAUUCUCAAGUGCAAAGGCUACGAUGACAGAUAAUAGGAAUGAUCACGUCUGGGACCUCCUUCGAAGUACCUUGCAACGUUGCUCCCCUGCCGCGCGAAGUCCUUCCCUUCCCCCCAUCCAGCACAUGAAGCUCCCAUCAAACCAAACCAGCAGACCAAAACCAACUCCAAACCUCCCCCGCGUCCACUCUGGGGAAGCUUCAAAGCCCAGUUUUCCGACCACGAAGCCCCACAGAAACGCUCCAGACGCCCCCAACCUCUCCCCAACGCAGGCACCUCUCCCCCAAUUUCCCACCCGCCCAGCACCCUCCAAACCUGCUAGGCCCUCUUCGCUGCAUCUCCCGGACCCGCCCGCCCAACGCUCGUGCCCUCGCCAUCGCGCACAGUAGCACCGAAGGAUUCGCCCAGAACCCACCCCAGCGAAUCGGUGACUUUACACCUGAUGGCGGGAUACGAAAACGGUAUUGCUUGCGUGUGGCAGAGAGACGAGGGGUGGUGGCUUGCCGUGAUCAGUAAGCCAUGCGUGUCUGUCUAUCCGGGCGCCGCCACAUGCUCUCGGACCGGAAUCCUCCGAUCCGUGCCACGGCGCGGCCCUGCGCCCACGUGUUGCGACGCUACGUCGGCGCCGGCCUCGCCGCUCGUGCGAGGCGAAUAAUGGGUUGCAUUGCUGCUGACCAGGGGAUUGCAGACGGAUUACCGGAUCGGGGAUCUCGGAGAGUAACCCACGCUGGGAAUAUCCGUCUCUCCAACAUUCUUCAAAUAAACCCAAAGGAGCACUCCAUCAAACCUGUCCCCUGGCUCACAACCCAGUCAACGCCGUUCAUCUCAUCUGAGCACCGCCGGCCCCCAGCUCCAACAGUAUCACCCGAGCCCCAAUGUCGCAAACAGGCACAACGUGAUGCGGCGAGAUCUCAUGCGCUGGGAGCGGGAGACGAUGCAGCGGCCCGGCGAUGCGCUCAGAUUGGAUGCGGCUCGCGAAACGGUGGUGAUGCGGGUGAUGUGGCCCUGUCUCUGUCCGCUGUGGCAGUGGAGCGCACCAACCCCAGGCAGACGUCGCUGGGCGUGCGGGGUGAUAGGAUGGGAGCGCUGGAAUGGCAUGGAAUGACAUUGAGGGCACAGGGCGAGAAUGCGCCGAGGCCCACGAUACCCUCUGCUGGCUUACCUGACAUCCGAUCCCCGACGCUCGCGUAUCCUUCUCUACGAUCAGAUUAUCCCCAGCCUGUCGCCGCCAUGCCAUGUAGGCGUCGCGUGCUCCCUGCUGUUGAUCCUGAUCCCCAGGCAGGCAGCAGACGUCUUGCCAGCGCAGCAGCCGCCGCUCACACGACGUCCCCAGCCUGGCGACGGAAGGGACGCGCCGCAGCCUCGGCGCCUCGUCUGCCACCGGCGCUGAUGCUCCGGCUGCAAACUACGCAGUCAACUGAGAGUGUGGGCGCGAGGGUAGCGCCCGGCGACCGGGAACGCGCACAUCAGACGUAGAUAGAGUUGCGAGGUGAAGGCGCACGAUGCUAGGCGGCGGCGCCUCCACCUACCCGUCUGACCCCAGCGCUUCGUGUCGUGGUGCGCCUUGUUCUAUGGAGCUGACUCUUAUCGUCGUGCAAGUAGAGCGCAAGUAGAGUGGUGUACUGUGGCGAACCCGCGAGGGUGAAGGUUGGUGCCCGAAGGGGGGAUUCUCGAGUAUUAUCGAGUAUUAUCGUAGCUACAACUCACGUACCGAUGUAGUAAUCAUAAAGUAGUUGGCGGGUCGCACAGCAUCAUCAUCCUUAGUAAUCCUCCUUGCCCUCAUCCACGCUCUUCCCCCUCCAUCAAACAUUCUAGAGUAAACUAAUUCCCCGAAAUCGUAUUCUGGAAACCACAAACUGAUUAUUCAUUAUCACUCCCCUCAGCGUACUCGCACUGCUGUGCCCCACACACCACCCACUAACUGACCAACCCUCUCUCCCGCCGGCACCUGUCAAACCGCACGCUUGCCCACCAGCUCACCAGCUAGGCGCUGACACCACCACCACCACCCACCACCGCUGAAGGGGGGACCCGGCGACAACGGGUGCCAGCACACAGUGUCUCACGUAGGCGCGAGGAAGCGCGUGACCUGCUUCCUGGCGGGCCGGGGAGACGGCAUGUGUUGGCGCCGUGGGUGGUGGCUUGGGGGGUGUGUGUUGUGCUUGUGUGAGGAUGUGGUGUAAGGAGGCGUACUGUUUGAGAAGGGGGAAGGUGGGAUGGGAUGAGAUGGGAAUGGGAAUGGGAGGGCGGUUGCGUGCUGGGUAGACGGGAGGGAGGACGGGAAUGAUAUGUUAGGAGUGACAUAAUAUUAAGAUAUUCAGUUUAGGCACUGAAAUUUAGACUAGGUCUUUAUAUUUCAAUAUCUACUGCUUAAAGCUUAAAAUAAAG